ACUUCCAAGAAGGAGGGACUUUGUCACGUGACUCCCAACCGCCUUCUGCCUCAUCAAACCUAUCAAAAUAAUAAUAAUGAAAAUUAAAAUAACUGCGGAGCUGCUGCCUGGUGACGCCGGGACCACAGGGAAGAGGCUGGGAGAGAGACGGCAGGCCGGACACCGCGAGGAGCAGGCUGCCCGGGGGCGGGUGGAGAGGCCUCGGUCUGUGCUGGUCACGUGGUGCUGCGCUGUAGUGUUUCCCAGGUAAAGAUGGCGGCAGUGAGGUAGAAAGCGGCGGCUCGGAGCAACAACAGCAGUUCAGUGCUACGGCAGCGAGUGAGGGAGCCCGGCGCCGGGAGCAGCACGAUGAUGGAUCCAGGGCAAGAUUUGUUGCUCGCUGCUCUAAGUGAGUGCGGCAUCAGCCCCAAUGAUCUUUUUGAUGGUGAUUCCUUGGAUAUAGGUGUCAUUGCUCCUGGGCCAGUCCCAGUCAACCAGCAAGCUGUGCCAAUCAGUGUAUUAGGAGGAAAUAAAGAGAGUGAAGCAUCCGUUUCUGUGAAGCAUGAACCAGUGUCUGUAUCCCCAGCACUAUUAAAUGUCAGGCCUCCAUCCACUACAACAUUUGUGUUGAAUCAAAUUAACCAGUUGCCAACACUUGGUAAUACAAUAGUUAUGACAAAAAAUCCUCCUGUUACUACCACUCGCCAAACUAUCACGGUAACAAAAUUCCUCCAGACCAGUGCUACAACGAGACCAUCCACCACUGCACCAGUAGUCAAAACCACUGUGUCUGCUGUCCCGGCUAAAGAACAAAUUCAGCUGAAAGAUCUGCUGAAGAACAGCAGUCUAAAUAAGUUAAUGAAGUUAAAACCACCUCCUAACAUUGCACAACCAGUUGCAACAGCUGCAAAAAUUGUAAUAUUCUCUCCAAAGGUGGUAAGUGCCACCACAUCAGCUGAUCUACUCAACGGUACAAAGAAAGAUAUUUCCAAUAAGGAAGUGACAAGAAUAUGGAUUAAUGAUGAUAUUAAAAUGAGAAGUUUUUCUCCAACAAAUAAAGUGAAAGAGGAGGAUGAACCGGAGGAAGAAGAUGAAGAAGAAAUGGGCCAUGCAGAGACUUAUGCUGAAUACAUGCCAAUAAAACUUAAAGCUGGGCUGCGGCAUCCUGAUCCUGUUGUAGAAACCAGCUCCUUGUCCAGUGUGACCCCUCCAGAUGUUUGGUUUCAGACCUCUAUUCCCGAGGAGACCGUUGAUAAUGGCUGGCUGUCUGCUCUGCAAUUAGAAGCAGUCACUUAUGCUGCACAGCAACAUGAAACCUACCUUCCUAAUGGAGAGAGAGCUGGAUUCUUAAUUGGUGAUGGUGCAGGAGUUGGGAAGGGAAGAACCAUUGCUGGGAUCAUAUUUGAAAAUUACUUGUUGAGUAGGAAAAGAUCCUUAUGGUUUAGUGUCUCAAAUGACUUAAAGUAUGAUGCAGAAAGAGACUUGAGAGACAUUGGGGCAAAAAAUAUUCUAGUACAUUCUUUAAACAAGUUUAAAUAUGGUAAAAUUUCUUCUAAGCAUAAUGGCAGUGUAAAGAAGGGAGUUAUAUUUGCUACAUAUUCAUCUCUUAUUGGUGAAAGUCAGUCCGGUGGUAAAUACAAAACGCGCUUAAAGCAGCUUCUUCACUGGUGCGGAGAGGACUUUGAUGGUGUUAUUGUAUUUGAUGAAUGUCACAAAGCUAAAAAUCUGUGCCCAGUUGGUUCUUCAAAGCCAACAAAGACUGGUUUAGCCGUGUUAGAGCUUCAGAACAAACUACCUAAAGCCAGAGUGGUAUAUGCUAGUGCCACAGGUGCCUCUGAGCCAAGAAACAUGGCUUAUAUGAGUCGCUUGGGAAUUUGGGGUGAAGGUACUCCUUUUAGAGAGUUUAAUGACUUUAUCCAGGCGGUGGAAAGGAGGGGUGUGGGUGCAAUGGAAAUUGUAGCCAUGGAUAUGAAGCUGAGAGGCAUGUAUAUAGCAAGACAGUUGAGCUUCACUGGCGUCACCUUUAAAAUUGAAGAAGUUCCCCUCACCCAUGACUAUGUGAAAAUGUACAAUAAAUCUGUCAAGCUGUGGGUAUUGGCCAGAGAGAGGUUUCAACAAGCUGCUGACCUAAUUGAUGCAGAACAAAGAAUGAAGAAGUCAAUGUGGGGUCAGUUCUGGUCAGCACACCAGAGGUUCUUCAAAUAUCUCUGCAUAGCAUCCAAAGUUAGAAGAGUAGUACAGCUUGCUCGUGAAGAAAUAAAAAAUGGCAAGUGUGUAGUUAUUGGUCUUCAGUCCACUGGAGAAGCAAGGACUCUGGAAGCUUUGGAGGAAGGGGGUGGAGAGCUGAAUGACUUUGUAUCUACUGCAAAAGGAGUACUUCAGUCUCUGAUUGAAAAACAUUUUCCUGCACCUGACCGGAAGAAACUCUAUAGUCUGCUAGGUAUAGACAUGACCGCACAAAGCAAUAACAAUUCUCCCAGGGACAGCCCCUGCAAAGAUAGCAAAACAAAGAAGCGGAAAGGUGAAGUGCUUUUACGAGAAGCCAAAAAGCCAAGGAAAACAAGAGGACUUGCUGGCAGCAGCUCAGAUGAGAUAGAUAGUGGGUCAGACUCCUCUGAUAAAGAGGCUGAGAGUGAAAGUGAAAGCUUUAAGUCUAUGAGCUCUGGAGAUGAUGAAGAUGACUUUAAUCCAUUUAGAGAUGAAUCCAGUGGGGAUGAUGAAGAUGAUCCCUGGCUGAUUAGAAAAGAACAUAAGAAAAGUAAGGAUAAAAAGAAGAAAAAGAAAAGCAUUGAUCCGGACUCCAUUCAAAGUGCCUUAUUAGCUUCCGGGCUUGGAUCGAAACAUCCCAGCUUUUCAUCUGCUGUUAAAUCUGCUCCUAUCAGUACAGCUCCUUGCCUACCAGCCAUUUCUAGUAAUGCCAUUUCCAGUAAUACCAAUACCAGUAACAGCUGUGUGACCAGUCAAGAUGCAGUGGAGAGGGCUCAGCAAAUGAAGAAAGAACUGCUGGAUAAACUAGAUCAAUUGGCAGAAGCUCUUCCUCCAAACACGUUGGAUGAGCUUAUUGAUGAACUUGGAGGGCCUGAUAACGUGGCAGAGAUGACUGGACGGAAGGGCAGAGUUGUCAGCAAUGAUGAUGGAAGCAUAUCUUAUGAGUCCAGGUCAGAACUUGAUGUACCUGUUGAAAUUCUAAAUAUAACUGAAAAGCAGAGGUUCAUGGAUGGUGAAAAGAAUAUAUCGAUCAUCUCAGAAGCUGCUAGUUCUGGAAUCUCAUUACAAGCUGACCGCAGAGCUAAGAAUCAGAGGCGAAGGGUGCACAUGACACUGGAAUUGCCUUGGAGUGCGGAUCGAGCCAUUCAGCAGUUCGGCAGAACGCACAGAUCUAAUCAAGUAACUGCUCCGGAAUAUGUCUUCCUAAUCUCUGAGUUAGCUGGAGAACAAAGAUUUGCUUCAAUUGUUGCAAAAAGACUGGAGAGCUUGGGCGCCUUAACACACGGUGACAGGAGAGCAACAGAAUCCAGGGAUUUGAGUCGCUUUAACUUUGAUAACAAGUAUGGUAGAAAUGCUUUGGAAAUUGUUAUGAAAUCAAUUGUAAAUCUCGAUGCUCCUUUGGUAUCUCCGCCUUCCGAUUAUCCUGGUGAUUUCUUUAAAGAUGUUCGCCAAGGAUUAAUUGGAGUUGGGCUAAUAAAUGUUGAAGACCGAUCUGGGAUUUUGACUCUUGAUAAAGAUUACAACAACAUUGGAAAAUUUCUUAACCGUAUUUUAGGCAUGGAAGUGCACCAACAAAAUGCACUAUUUCAGAACUUUUCUGACACGCUCUAUGCUGUUAUACAGAACGCUAAGAAGAAUGGCAAAUAUGACAUGGGAAUUUUAGAUCUUGGUUCUGGGGAUGAAAAAGUAAGGAAAGCUGAGGUUAAGAAGUUCCUGACUCCAGGGUAUUCCACCUCAGGUCAUGUGGAAUUGUACACAAUAAGUGUAGAAAGAGGAAUGUCUUGGGAGGAUGCAACCAAAAUCUGGGCUGAACAAAUUGGACCAGACGAUGGGUUUUAUUUAUCACUUCAGAUAAGGAAUAACAAGAAAACAGCUAUUUUAGUUAAAGAAAUUAACCCAAAAAAGAAACUUUUCCUGGUGUACAGACCCAACACAGGAAAGCAGCUGAAACUCGAAACAUUGUCAGACUUGAAAAAGAAAUAUAAGAAGGUAAUAUCUGAUGAUGCCUUUUCUCACUGGAAAGAACAGUACACCUCAUCUGCUGACAUAUGCACACAUGCUUAUUGGAGAGGUAAUUGUAAGAAGGCGAGUUUGGGACUGGUCUGUGAGAUAGGCCUGCGCUGCCGGACGUAUUAUGUCUUAUGUGGUUCUGUUCUAAGUGUGUGGACUAAAGUGGAAGGCGUUCUAGCCUCAGUCAGCGGCACAAAUGUAAAAAUGCAAAUAGUUCGAUUGCGAGCUGAAGAUGGGCAAAGAAUUGUUGGUCUAAUCAUUCCAGCAAACUGUGUAUCGUCACUUGUAACACUGCUCUCCACUUCAGACCAAUCUCAGCAGAUUGCAGUCCAACAGCAGCAGAUGUGGCAACAACUUCACCCACAGAGUAUCAGCAACUUCAGCAGCCCGUAGAAAAUGUGCCCAUCAGAGACUAGAACAUAGUAGAAAGAAACUGAAGAAUUGUGACAGUGCACAUGAAUCAGGGACAGAUUCCAAAGAGUUCAGUCUACUUGUGCAUAGAUGGGUGCUCUAUUGUGGCGGACACCAGGACUUUGCAUACUCCUCGUGGCAAUCUGCAAGUUCCUUUUAUAGUGGCGCAUACAUCUCUGUUUUCUUUGACUUUUGGUGCUUCUCAUAAGCUCCAGUUUCCAUAGUCCUUAACUUUCAUUUUCUGUUUCUUUUUAUUUUGAACAUCUUUUUAGUUUGUCGUUACUAAGUGGAGUGGUAGCUUGGAAGUCGAUCCACGCUUCUUUCUCAUUUUUCAUUCAUUUCCCAUACAGUGCUCAGGGUCUUAUUUGGAAAUCAAUAAUAUUUAAAGGGGAGCUUUCCCUAAAUGCAUGUACAUGAAAGGUCUGAUACAUAAACCAAUAUAUGUAUAUAAAAGGUUGUCCUCACUUGUGUAAUAAGGAUGCAUGCUUUCAUAAAUGCACUGUAUUUAAAAAGGGUAUAUUUGUGUUUCUCCCCCACAUUGGUUAAUGCAGUGCAUGUCUUGGAAAGCAUGAAUAGAAAGGCUUUGAAAGUCCUGUUCUAUAGGGAACAAUCAGUUCCCAAACUCCAGUCAUCCAAUUUUAUUUUUACAUAGUAUUUUAAAUUUAACUAUUUAAUUUCAGUGCAUUUUCUUCUCUGUGAAAUUAUAUUUCAACACAUUUGCUCUUAAAAUUUGUGAUGAAAGGGUAAUGUUUUAAGUGUAAAAAUAACAUUUUGUAGUGUGCUGCAAAAAGGGCUUUUUGUUUGUUUGUUUUUUUAUCCCCCAUGUCAUCAAAAUGGGAACAACACAAUCACCCUUUUUUAUUUAUUUUUAAUUUUUGUUUUUUUGGGUUUUUUGUUUUCAAUUUACACAUUGCUUCUUGUAAUUUAAUAAUGACAAAUUUGACUGGUGAGAUACGACACAUCUUGGGUUGUACACUGUUCAGUAGAUCACUCAAGGCUCCCUGCUGUGUGUUUUGCCUUCUCUGUAACUUGAAUACCAUUUACUAUUCUGUAAGACAUUGUAGAGUUUUCUUGAGCUGUUUAAAAUUGUAAUGUACAAAUGUGAAUAGUUAUCUAUAAUAUGGGUAAGGUGUUUUUUUGCCUCCAAUAGUAUGUGUUUAUAAGGAUGUGAUAAGGACAAUGUUUGUCAUUUCUUGCUUGCACAGGUUGCACUAUUGAACGUUUUGAGACUGUAUUAACCUGUCUGGGGAAAAAGGAAAAACUGCCCUACGAGGUAUUCACACCUUGGAGGGGCGCAAAUAAAACUCAUUGUACUAACUGAA
Pseudophryne corroboree (corroboree frog) is the source of this 5930-nucleotide messenger RNA. RefSeq names its product strawberry notch homolog 1 (gene SBNO1). Gene Ontology annotation, biological process: regulation of DNA-templated transcription. Gene Ontology annotation, cellular component: nucleus. NCBI's taxonomy places the organism in Eukaryota, Metazoa, Chordata, Amphibia, Anura, Myobatrachidae. The transcript is spliced from 33 exons. The record is from RefSeq and is a predicted model, not a curated record. Bases 349 to 4590 code for a protein of 1413 amino acids. Gene Ontology annotation, molecular function: chromatin DNA binding; histone binding.